Molecule: messenger RNA, 651 nt
Organism: Plasmodium adleri (nom. inval.)
Lineage: Eukaryota; Apicomplexa; Aconoidasida; Haemosporida; Plasmodiidae
Product: thioredoxin peroxidase 2
Exons: 1
Coding region: 1-651 (216 amino acids)
Biological process (GO): response to oxidative stress; cell redox homeostasis; hydrogen peroxide catabolic process
Cellular component (GO): cytosol
Molecular function (GO): thioredoxin peroxidase activity
Source: RefSeq, a predicted model, not a curated record
AUGUUUUUAAAAAAACUGUGCAGUAGCAAUUUUUUCAGGAAUUCAAGAAGAUCCUUUUCGUUAGUGACAAAGAAGGCUUAUAAUUUCACAGCUCAAGGAUUAAAUAAAAAUAAUGAAAUAAUAAAUGUUGACCUUUCCUCUUUUAUAGGUCAGAAAUACUGUUGUUUGUUAUUCUAUCCAUUAAACUAUACCUUCGUAUGUCCAACAGAAAUAAUUGAAUUUAAUAAACAUAUUAAAGAUUUUGAAAAUAAAAAUGUAGAGUUAUUAGGUAUAUCUGUAGAUUCUGUAUAUAGCCAUUUAGCAUGGAAAAAUAUGCCUAUUGAAAAAGGAGGAAUAGGAAAUGUUGAAUUUACUUUAGUAUCAGAUAUAAAUAAAGAGAUUUCUAAAAAUUAUAAUGUACUUUAUGAUAAUGCUUUUGCUUUAAGAGGAUUAUUUAUUAUAGAUAAAAAUGGAUGUGUAAGACAUCAAACCGUUAAUGAUUUACCAAUAGGAAGAAAUGUACAGGAGGUUUUAAGAACUAUAGAUUCAAUUAUUCAUGUAGAUACAAGUGGAGAAGUUUGUCCAAUAAACUGGAAAAAGGGACAAAAAGCUUUCAAACCAACUACUGAAUCGUUAAUAGAUUAUAUGAAUCAUGUAAAUAAAAAUGUAUAA